CCCGAAACCGCAUCAUUCGCAUCGUCGUCUUCCAAGUCGCACAACACUAGCUGCAACGAGUACACAGGAAUCGCGAAUCGCUAUCGUGGUUGUCGUCGCUCUGUUGCCGUCGUCGAUACUUGGCUGCUGCUGCUGCUGCUGCUGCUCAAACUUUCGUCGCCAUCCAUUUAUCGUCACUUUAUAGUAGAAGUCGUCCGUCUUUUACUCCGACAAACUCAUCCGUCCGCAAUAUGAACCGGGCACUAAUAUUGCUUCUAUCAAUUGUUUUUGUUGUUGCUGAAUCACCAUAUGGUGGUGGAAGUGGCAAUAGCAAUGGAAAUGGUAGAAAUGGAGGAUACGGAGGCAAAGGACAAUAUGGCGGAGGAAAUAGUGGUGGAGUAGGUUCAUCAUCAGCCAGUCCGUUUUUCAGCGGUGCUAAUCAAUAUGGAUCUCAAUCCGGUUUAUCGGGAGCAGCCAAUAAUCGUUAUUCUUCAUUUGGAUCUAAAUUUGGAGGUAACAAAGGAAGCUAUGGAGGAUCUGGUUCACGUAACAAUGGCCGAUAUGGUAGUGGAUCGACAAAUGGUUAUGGAAGCGGUUCUUCAGGUGGUCUAGGUGGCACUGGAAGAUCAACUGGAGGUUAUGGAGGUGGAUCUUCAGGAAGUUAUGGAAGUGGUUCUUCAGGUAGUUUAGGUAGUCCUUCUGGAUCAAUUUAUGGAUCCGGCUCUUCUGGAGGCUUCGGUAGUGGAUCAUCUGGAAGCUACGGAGGAGGAUCUUCAGGAGGCUUCGGCAGUGGAUCAUCUGGAAGCUACGGAGGUGGAUCUUCAGGAGGUUUCGGCAGUGGAUCAUCCGGAAGCUACGGAGGUGGAUCUUCAGGAGGCUUCGGCAGUGGAUCAUCAGGAAGCUACGGAGGAGGAUCUUCAGGAGGUCUCGGCAGUGGAUCAUCAGGAAGCUACGGAGGAGGAUCUUCAGGAGGUCUCGGCAGUGGAUCAUCAGGAAACUACGGAGGAGGAUCUUCAGGAGGCUUCGGCAGUGGAUCAUCAGGAAGCUACGGAGGAGGAUCUUCAGGAGGUCUCGGCAGUGGAUCAUCAGGAAGCUACGGAGGAGGAUCUUCAGGAGGUCUCGGCAGUGGAUCAUCAGGAAACUACGGAGGAGGAUCUUCAGGAGGUCUCGGUAGUGGAUCAUCAGGAAGCUAUGGAAGUGGAGGACUUGGUGGAGGUUCCUCGGGUAAUAACGAUGGUUACGGAUCUGGAGGUUCUGGAUCGUAUGACUCACUUGGAGGAGCCAAUGGUAAUGGACUUGGUGGAUCAGGAAAUGAUCCACUCUCGGAACCAGCCAACUAUGACUUUUCUUACGAAGUUAAUGCGCCGGAAUCUGGUGCUAUUUUUGGUCAUAAAGAAAGUCGUCAAGGUGAUGAAGCUACUGGAGUGUAUCAUGUUUUAUUACCUGAUGGUCGAACACAAAUUGUUGAAUACGAAGCUGAUGAAGAAGGAUACAAACCUAAAAUUACAUACACUGACCCAGUAGGAGGAUAUGCCGGUGAUCGCCAAUCUGGAAAUAACUAUGGUGGAAAUGGAGGCAUUGGUGGUUCAGGAAGUUUUGGGGGAAGUGGUGGUAAUUCGGGAGGUCUUUACAAUAAUGGCGGUGGAUCUAGCAACAAUGGUGGAGCGUAUGGUGGUUCAAGUGGAAGUAGAUAUGGGGGAUCUGGAGGUUCCGGUGGAAGUGGUUUAGGAGGAGGAUAUGGUGGAUCUGGUGGUUCAAGCGGUGGCUUAGGAGGAGGAUAUGGUGGAUCCGGUGGUUCAAGCGGUGGUUUAGGAGGUGGCUAUGGAGGAUCUGGUGGAUCUGGUGGUUUAGGAGGUGGAUAUGGUGGAUCCGGUGGUUCAAGCGGUGGUUUAGGAGGUGGAUAUGGUGGAUCCGGUGGUUCAAGCGGUGGUUUAGGAGGAGGAUAUGGUGGAUCCGGUGGUUCAAGCGGUGGUCUAGGAGGUGGCUUAGGAGGAGGAUAUGGUGGAUCCGGUGGUUCAAGCGGUGGUUUAGGAGGUGGAUAUGGUGGAUCCGGUGGUUCAAGCGGUGGUUUAGGAGGAGGAUAUGGUGGAUCCGGUGGUUCAAGCGGUGGUCUAGGAGGUGGCUUAGGAGGAGGAUAUGGUGGAUCCGGUGGUUCAAGUGGUGGGCUAGGAGGUGGAUAUGGUGGAUCCGGUGGAUCCGGUGGUUCAAGUGGUGGGCUAGGAGGUGGAUAUGGUGGAUCCGGUGGUUCAAGCGGUGGUUUAGGAGGAGGAUAUGGUGGAUCCGGUGGUUCAAGCGGUGGUCUAGGAGGUGGAUACGGUGGAUCGGGAAGCUCAAGCGGUGGUCUAGGAGGUGGAUAUGGUGGAUCCGGUGGUUCAAGCGGUGGUUUAGGAGGUGGCUAUGGAGGAUCUGGUGGAUCCGGUGGUUCAAGUGGUGGGUUAGGAGGUGGAUAUGGUGGAUCCGGUGGUUCAAGCGGUGGUCUAGGAGGUGGCUAUGGAGGAUCUGGUGGAUCUGGUGGUUCAAGCGGUGGUCUAGGAGGUGGCUAUGGAGGAUCUGGCGGAUCCGGUGGUUCAAGUGGUGGGCUAGGAGGUGGAUAUGGCGGAUCCGGUAGUUCAAGCGGUGGUUUAGGAGGUGGAUAUGGUGGAUCUGGUGGAUCCGGUGGUUCAAGUGGUGGCUUAGGAGGUGGAUAUGGCGGAUCCGGUAGUUCAAGCGGUGGUUUAGGAGGUGGAUAUGGUGGAUCUGGUGGAUCCGGUGGUUCAAGUGGUGGCUUAGGAGGUGGAUAUGGUGGAGCCGGUGGAUCAAGUGGCAGCACUGGAGGAGGAUAUGGUGGAUCAGGUGGUGCUAGUGGAAGUGGUUUAGGGGGUGGAUAUGGUGGAUCUGGUGGUUCAAGUAGUGGUCUAGGUGGAUCUUAUGGUAGUAAUCGUAAUAGUUUAGGAAGUGGGUCAUCUUAUUAAUACUAUAUUUAUUGCUCAAAUUUAUAAUCAUCUUGUUAUAAAAUCUAAACUAAACGUUUACUAUUACUUAUGAAAUAAAUAAAUAUUACGAUACCAUUUUUUAGUUGUAUCGAUAAUACUAUUCCAUUGAUAGUAUUAUAAAAAGUGAUGUUUAUAUUCACAGAUUUUAUAUUUGUGUGUUUUGCACAGUUUAUUUUUUGUUUGCUUUACACGUAUUUCUGUAUACUAUUGAGUUACACAUAUUUGUAUGUAUAAAUCACAUUUCUUUUUUUAUUGGUGAAUGUACAAUUUUCUAUUAUUUUUAGAACUAUGGUAAUGA
Messenger RNA from Rhopalosiphum padi (bird cherry-oat aphid), 3249 nucleotides. RefSeq lists its product as uncharacterized. Bases 231 to 2930 code for a protein of 899 amino acids. The transcript is spliced from 3 exons. Lineage: Eukaryota; Metazoa; Arthropoda; Insecta; Hemiptera; Aphididae. The record is from RefSeq and is a predicted model, not a curated record.